GAUAGUGUUGGUACAGUUCACUUCACUUUACAGAUAGUGUUGAGUUAGUUUCAGUCACUGCAGAAAUGGGAGCAUCUGUAACAACCCCCCACGAGAUAACACCACUUCAAUUUGCAGACGAAGAGGUUAAAACCAUGUGCUACUCUGUCAAAGGUCAAGUGGAGCAGAAAACAGGACAGAAAUACGACACUUUUGAAGCGAAAUCCUUCAAAACCCAAGAUUUAGAUCAUGGAACCAGUUACUUCAUCACUGUCCAGGUCGGAGCAAAUGAACAUGUGGACAUGUACGUCAUCAAAGAGCUGUCCGGUCAGCUGAUCGUACAAGGUGUUCAGGAAUUCAAGGAGCCUCAGUCAUAAUGUCUGCCAUUUGAUGUUGGAUGUUUGAUGUGUUGACAUCUGUGUUUUGGUUUGAGUCAUCACGUCUUUACAGAACACUUUCAUAAAUCCAGGAGUGCACAUUUGCACAUAUUUGUUUCUGUUUUACAGAAACAAAAUUUAAAACCACAUGACUCAUUUGCAUAAACAGUAA
Boleophthalmus pectinirostris (great blue-spotted mudskipper) is the source of this 528-nucleotide messenger RNA. Its product is annotated as cystatin-B-like. The transcript has 3 exons. Lineage: Eukaryota; Metazoa; Chordata; Actinopteri; Gobiiformes; Gobiidae. Gene Ontology annotation, cellular component: cytosol. The coding region runs from base 66 to 356 and encodes 96 amino acids. Gene Ontology annotation, molecular function: cysteine-type endopeptidase inhibitor activity. The record is from RefSeq and is a predicted model, not a curated record.